Phytophthora megakarya is the source of this 336-nucleotide messenger RNA. NCBI's taxonomy places the organism in Eukaryota, Oomycota, Peronosporomycetes, Peronosporales, Peronosporaceae. The record is from the annotation of a GenBank genome assembly.
AUGGACUUUGUCACACACCUUCCGAGGUCUGAACGAGGGAAUACCUUCCUACUCCUGUUUCAAGACAUGAUCACAAGCUAUGCUAUGUGUAAACCCAUGAGCAGUACUACCGCUCAAGACUGUGCCGAAGCCUAUGAGGAGGUUGUGGUCAGGAACUAUGGCGCAAGCUCUGAAAUCCGUCAUGACAGAGAUCCCAGGUUGAUGAGUCGGAAGGCAACGCUCGCGUAUCGUCCACAGGCCAAUGGCCAGCAGGAACGGUCGGGUCAGACAAUUAUGCACAGUAUCAGGGCGUAUGUUGAAGAACCCGACCAAACCGAUGGGGACGACCACGCAUAG